Messenger RNA from Puccinia triticina, 1593 nucleotides. RefSeq lists its product as uncharacterized. The record is from RefSeq and is a predicted model, not a curated record. Gene Ontology annotation, molecular function: protein binding. NCBI's taxonomy places the organism in Eukaryota, Fungi, Basidiomycota, Pucciniomycetes, Pucciniales, Pucciniaceae. The transcript has 10 exons. Bases 1 to 1593 code for a protein of 530 amino acids. Gene Ontology annotation, cellular component: nucleus.
AUGGAAUCCGAUCGUUAUUUCGUUGGGCAGCGCUUAGUCUUGGACGGACUUCACUUGGGAACCGUGCGAUUCUAUGGAACUGUCGAAGGAGAAGACCCAAGCCAGACUUGGUUGGGCAUCGAAUGGGAUGACCCGAGUCGGGGCAAACACAGCGGCCGAUUCAAAGAUGGCCCUGUGCUCUUCCAAUCACUAAUUUCUAACUCGGCGACUUUCAUGAAACCAUCGAAAAGGUUGGGCAAUGGACGCUCGUUCUUAUCAGCGUUGAAAGAAAAAUAUGUGGAUGAGGACUUGCUCAAUUCAGGCCCAAGCCCAGGCGAGCCAGCGAAUGAUAUUCAAGCUGAAGAAGACGUCAUGCGCAAAGUUGCCAUGCGUUUUUCUCAAUUAGAUCGGUUGCGAUUGAUCGGCCUGGAGUCAUCGAAGAUCAACGGAGUGGGAAAUGAGCAGGAGAUCAAGGAACUUGAGGGCUUGCUUCCAUCCGUGGAGACUUUAAAUUUGUCUUCAAAUAUGUUUUCCGACUUGGCUGAAGUUGCUGCAAUUGCUGGAAAAUUACCUCGAUUGAAAACGCUUAUCUUGAGUUCAAACCGUUUUCAGUUCAUUCCCGAGACAAUAUCCGGCCUCUGCGGCGUAGAAAUACUGUAUCUGGAUUCAACACUCCUUACAUGGCAACAGAGCAUCAAGGUUGCUUCUCAGGCCAAAGCUCUUUCCGAACUUUCCCUCUCCAACUGCCGCAUUGGUUAUGACAGUUUGGGCGAUUUCACCACCCAUGUCCGAUCUUUCGAAAGCCUCUCUGUGCUUACUUUGGAUGAAAAUGGCUUGGAGAACUGGCAGGAUUUGAUGCUGAGUUUGAAGUUGUUUCCGCGACUUCAGCACCUCAACCUCAGAAGAAAUAGACUCAAGAUUACUCCUGUCGAGGAUCUUGCCAUGGUCCUCAAAUCUGUUCACCAUCUCGGCCUCGUGGGAAACCUGAUUACACAAGGCAGUGAAAUCGAUGAUCUACGAGACUGGUUCCCCGAAUUAUCUUCCCUCUUCCUCGAUGGCAACCCCCUAUAUGAUGCACGAGAUCUGCGGGAGAACCGACUGCUAGCAUUAGCUCGCUAUCCAACGUUGAUUUAUCUAGAUGGCAGCCAGGUCAAACCUGCCGAAAGAACGGAAGCAGACUUGUUCUACUGGUCAAUAAUCAAAAAAGAUCCCAUAAAUCCGGAUCAACGGCACACAUCACACCGGAGAUAUCCGGAACUGCUGGCGAGAUUCGGGCUUCCAGAAUCUAAAUCGGACAAUACGCGUAACAGUUCACUGAAAGCCAAAAUGCUAAACCUCACAGCUGUCUUGCCAGGUAGUACAUCGAUCGAUCAUCGCCAGAGCAUCGAAGUUUUGCCGAGUAUGACGGCUCGGGGAUUGAAGAUGUACUUGGCGAAGAUGAUUCGACGAGGCUCCCACUCCACCCAGAGUGUCUCCGACCUUCUUGCAACGCUGGAGGUGCGUGUGAAAGAUAAGGAUAAUGGGACCAGUCAGGUAGUAGAUUUCUCGGAUCCGCAGCAAGACCUCGGAUGGCUUGGCAUUUCUGAUGGCGAUACCCUGGAGGUAUCUUUCUAA